This is a messenger RNA of Prinia subflava (tawny-flanked prinia), 3988 nucleotides long. RefSeq names its product neuronal growth regulator 1 (gene NEGR1). The transcript has 7 exons. NCBI's taxonomy places the organism in Eukaryota, Metazoa, Chordata, Aves, Passeriformes, Cisticolidae. The record is from RefSeq and is a predicted model, not a curated record. Bases 263 to 1321 code for a protein of 352 amino acids.
GUUGCCAGGGCGACGGCUGCGUGGCAACGGGCUGGCAGCGGGGACCGCCCGCCGCGGAGCCGCGCAGCGCCGGGCGCAGCUCCGGGCACGGCGGCGCCGAGCGGGCACGGCAGAGCCGAGCGCUGCCCUCCGCGCUGGAUGCUGCGGGGCCGCCCGGGAGCAGCCGCGCUCCGCCGCCCCCCGCCCGCACAGCCGCGGCCGCCGCUCCCGGGAGCCGCAGCGCUCGCUCGCUCUUCGCCGCCGGGGCCGGCGCGGAGCGGAGAUGGUGCCGCUGGUGCGGGGCGCCGGGGGCUCCCACCAGUGGCUGGCGAUCGUUUUCCUCGGCCUGUGCUGGUUCCUUCCCUCCGGGAGAUUCGCCGCGCCGGGAGGAGACUUCCCGGGCUCCGCCGUGGACAAUCUGGUGGUCAGGAAAGGGGACACGGCCGUGCUGAGGUGUUACUUGGAGGAUGGAGCGUCCAAGGGGGCCUGGCUGAACCGCUCCAGCAUCAUCUUCGCGGGCAGUGACAAGUGGUCCGUGGACCCCCGCGUGUCCAUCGCCACGGCCAACCGCAGGGAGUACAGCCUGCAGAUCCAGGACGUGGACGUGACGGACGACGGGCCCUACACCUGCUCCGUGCAGACUCAGCACACCCCCAGGACCAUGCAGGUGCACCUCACUGUGCAAGUCGCUCCCAACAUAUUCCGGAUCUCCAGCGACAUCACCGUGAACGAGGGCACCAACGUCACCCUGAUGUGCCUGGCCACGGGGAAGCCGGAGCCCUCCAUCUCCUGGAGACACAUCUCCCCCUCCGCCAAGCCCUUUGAGAGCGGGCAGUACCUGGACAUCUACGGGAUCACCAGGGACCAGGCAGGGGAGUACGAGUGCAGCGCAGAGAACGACGUCUCCGUGCCAGACGUGAGGAAAGUCAAAGUCACAGUCAACUUUGCCCCCACAAUUCAGGAACUUAAAUCCAGCGGUGUGAUGCUUGGAGGGAACGGCCUGAUCCGGUGCGAAGGUGCAGGAGUGCCUGCCCCGCUCUUUGAGUGGUUCAAAGGAGAGAGGAAACUGAUCAAUGGUCAACAAGGAAUCACUAUUAAAAAUUAUAGUACGAGAUCCCUUCUUACUGUUACCAAUGUGACAGAAGAGCACUUUGGCAACUAUACUUGUGUCGCUGCCAACAAGCUAGGGACGACCAAUGCCAGCCUGCCUCUCAACCCUCCCAGCACAGCCCAGUACGGGAUCACCGGGCACGCCGAGGUGCUGUUCUCCUGCUGGUCGCUGGUGUUGACGCUGUCCUCCCUCAGCAGCAUAUUCUACCUGAAGAACAUCCUUCUGCACUAAAUGUAAAGACCAUAAAAGGCUUUCAAGGAUUCUCUGAAAGUGCUGAUGGCUGGAUCCAAUCUGGUAGAGUUUGUUAAAAGCAGCGUGGGAUAUAAUCAGUGCUUACACGGGGAUGAUCGCCUUCUGUAGAAUUGCUCAUUAUGUAAAUACUUUAAUUCGACUCCUUUUUUUUUGAUUAGCUGCAUUACCUUGUGGAGCAGUACACAUUGUCCUUUUUUAAGACGUGAGAACUCUGAAAUUACUUUUAGAGGAUAUUAAUUGUGAUUUCAUGUUUGUAAUCGACAAGUUUUCAGAAGCAUUCAGUCAUGGUCUGCUGAGUCGCAGACUGUAGUUUACAAAAAAAAAAAAGGAUAUUGCAGUAAAAAUGUGCUUCUUUAAGGCUGCAAUACAAACAUUCAGUUCCCUUCUCAACUACCAUUCUAUCCAAACUUACACAGAAACAUUUGUUCUUUUUUGAGAUAAAAAAAAAAAAAUCAAAUGACAUUGCCUUCAAAAUAUUUCCUCAAAAUAUUACACAUAUCUAGAUUUACUUCUAGCAUGAUAUUCAGGUUUCAAGAAUGAGCCUUGUACUAUAACUGCACUGCGCAGUACUGCUUCUGUUCUCUUCCCUCUUUCCUGCCAAUUCAGCAUGGUUGUGCCUUCAUGAAACACGACUUUCCUCUUCCUCUCCAGCCAAUCUGGAAUGUGUUUUGGGAAAUGCUGAAGCAUCCUUUUGAGCAUAAGGAACCCCCGGUGAGGACAGAGGCGCCACGGGCUCCGAGGAAAGGCUCCUCUCCGGGGCAGAGCUCCAGGGUGGCACCAGCUCCCCCUUGUUCCUCCCUCCUCCACCACUGACCAGUGGGUGACCUCUGUAAAAACCACAUUUCCCGUUAGAAAACAGAACCCAAAUUAUUCUGGGGCGUCUUUAGGAUGUCAGAAUGUUCCCCUGAAGCCAAACUCCCACCUGGCUGGAGACGUCAGGGCCGUCCCUUUUUGUAUCACUGGCAAGGCCGACGUGAACCGGUGUUUUUCUUGCACUCAGUUUUGUACUGGUUUGGCCGACUUAGCGAUGAUAAAGGAUGCUUUGAGCCACGAGACACCUGCACAUCCCUGGAGAACCAGGCAGAACUUCCCAACUCCACACACCCCUGUGGCAGCCAGGGUGCCCCUCCUGAGGGGCUGUCCCGGGAGAGCCACCCGGGCAGGGGGGCCUGGGGACACUGCCAGCCCUGACACUGCGUCCCCGUGCUGCAGCCUCGGGAGGACACUGCUGCCACACGCUGCCACACGCUGCCACACGCUGCCACACGCUGCCACACGCCUCCCACUCAGAAAUGGUGUCACUCCCUUUGCCCUGCCCUGUGAGAGGGGCUGCUCACAGCUCCCCCCUGGCCGAGAGCUGUGGGUCACUGCCAUGGCCUGGCCAGCAGCCCUCGGACACCAGAGCCCCUGGGGGCCCCAACAGCUCCUGGCUCGCCCACAAACAAAAUUCCUGCUGACAGCAGGAAAAACAAAACUGUUAGCACAGAAUCCCAGGCUGGGCUGGGCUGGGCGGGACCCCAAAGCCCAUCCCACCCCUGCCAGGGAUGGGACAGGGACAGGGACAGGGACAGGGACAGGGACAGGGACAGGGACAGGGACACACUUCCACUCUGCCAGGCUGCUCCGAGCCCUGUCCAGCCUGGCCGUGGGUGGGACAGCACCACUUUCACUGUGAUCAUCCCCAGAUUCCGGUAGGUGACACAAAUUCCCAGCUCCCCGUUUUCCCUCUCCAGGCGGGUUUUGGCAGUGAGCAGCACCAGCUGAGCACUGGGAAUGCUCAGCAGUCCCCAAUCCCAUUUUUUGAACAAGGAGGACUCUGAGUUUUCUGGGCUCAGUCCGAACUGUCCCAGGCCAGUGUGCAGCCAGAACGUGCAGUGCCUCUGCUGCCCCUGCUGGGAAAGGGCAGGAACAGAGAUGUUCACUCCAGAAGACGGCAAUAAAACUCCUGGGUCACUGUGCAUGUGCUCAGUGACAGACUGUAUUAUCUCUCUUGUAUGUACAGCCAUGUGCCAAGCAGUUGCUGUUUUCAGAAAUGUGGCAUUUUUUAAAACCUGGAAUAACAUGAACAAACCCAUUCUGCAAGGAAAGGGUACAAACUCAACUCAGAUGAGUUUGCCAGUCCUGAUAUCCCAAUGCCUCUUGUAUUGCAGCUUUAAAGUGCUCUAUUUUAGAAUCCAUUCACUAGAAGCAGUGGUGCUGCAGGAAGUCUUGUGUCAGUGCAGUUCUAUGAAGGAAAAAAUAAGGAUGUGGAUAACCCAACCCAUAUGUGUAAAAUCGGGAGGGGGUUCUAUGCUGUGGCUGGAUCAAACCCUGCAUUCCAAUGAUACAUUGCAUUCCAGUGAUUCCUGAUAUUUGGAACCUGAUCUUUCCAGCAACAGAAUAGAAUGAGCAGCAGCUUUAUUAAAUAUGGAAAAAAAGAAUAUACAGUGAAGUGUUGAAUGUUUGCAUUCGCACCAGUGAGAGCCACUGGGUGACGAGGAGGAGAUCCCCUGUCCCACGCUGGAUCCUCCCUUGGUGGGGACAUCCUUCUUGUCAAGCCCAAAAGGAAAACCCAAACCCACAGGGACAGCGGGACUGGGAGCCGUGUCUGGGGUGUUUUUGUGAGGCAGGAUGUGCUGGGCAGGGCUGGGGUGAGAGGGGCAGGCA